Messenger RNA from Penicillium digitatum Pd1, 309 nucleotides. Lineage: Eukaryota; Fungi; Ascomycota; Eurotiomycetes; Eurotiales; Aspergillaceae. The record is from RefSeq and is a predicted model, not a curated record.
AUGGCAUGUACUAAAUUUAACAAGACUAGUGUUCUCCGGAGACAGAGAAGCCAAGAUUUGGUAUGUUUUCAUGAUUACUGCCAGGGGGCAGCCAUAUUGGAAGGCUGUCUAGAUAUCUGGGAGGCAAUAAUGCCCCCGAGUCUAACGCACAACACAGAAAACAUUGUCUCCUCUGUUCCGCAACGGCUAGGGAGGACUUUCCUAGCAAUGCACAUUAGCUGCCACCAUUUCCACCAGGUGCUCCUUUCCCCUUUACUCGACUCACACGGGGAUCAAUACACUACAAAGCGCACACAAGAAGCCACCUAA